UCUUUCUACUAUUAGAAAUACUGAUGAUGAUAUUCAAAUAUUUGAUGAAGAUAUUAUUUUACCAUUUAAUAUAUCAGAUAAUGAAAUAGAAAAUGAUGAAGAAUAUGAAACUUUAGGUAAUAAAAUAACUAAUGAUUGGCAAAAUAUGAUAGCAAAUUGGAUUGAACUUAUUGAAGAUGAAGUUCAAGAUUUAGAAAUAGAAAAAACAAAUGUAAAUGAAAACUUUGAUAUUACUAUAGCUAAUAUUUCUCAAAUAGUAUAUCCUAUAAAUGAUAUAUAA
Molecule: messenger RNA, 280 nt
Organism: Funneliformis mosseae
Lineage: Eukaryota; Fungi; Glomeromycota; Glomeromycetes; Glomerales; Glomeraceae
Source: the annotation of a GenBank genome assembly